AUGGAUCAUGGAGCACACCAGAACCCCACUUGUGUACCAUGCAGUGCUCAGUCCUCUAUACCAGACGGCCAUCUAUCGCUGACUACAGAUGGUGCCACCACCAUCGCCCAGUAUAUGUGUGGUGUUGGCUUCACAUUGCAAGGGGCAGCAACUCUGGCUUGUAUGGGCAACGGAAGCUGGAGCAUGCAGCAACCUCAGUGUGUGUCAUGCCCAACCUUGAGUGACAUUUACAACGGAGGGUUUUCCCUGACGACCAAUGGUAGUGUAACCAUGGCAAUGUACAGCUGUGACAGUGGCUAUACACUGGUGGUAGGAGCAGCCCUGUCAUGUGGAGCUAGUGGGGCUUGGAGUGGACCUGCCCCCACCUGUGUGUGCUCCACAUUUGCCCAGCCUGAAAAUGGUGCCAUACAGAUAUCAUCCAAUGGUAGCAUGGCUGUGUACACAUGUGGGCAAGGAUAUACUCUGAAAGGAGGGAACCAGCAGGAGUGUGGAACCGUGGCAAGUCAGCUUGUGGGCAACACCCCACCAACAUGCGUUGCCUGUGCCAUGUUGAACAGUACAGUGAGCUAUGUGUUGAGCACAGAUGGUUCUACGACCAUUGCUACCUUCCAAUGUGGGGACAACUAUACCAUGGUUGGACAGCGGUCUUCACAGUGUAGGAGUGAUGGCACUUGGUCUAAUACCCCACCCACUUGUGUGACCUGCCCAGCACUGACCUUCACCACCGGUCUCCAGGUGACCAGAGUGUCCGAAGCUGACCGCAGUGUGGCCCACUUCUCCUGCAAGGGAGGUUACUCACUGCUAGGGGCAGCAACUUUGACUUGUCUCACUGACAGAACCUGGGAUGCUGUACAACCUACUUGCGUUAAAUGUCCUGGUUUGACCAAUCCUUCCAGUGGAGUUGUUAACAUGACAACAGAUGGCUUGACCUCCAUAGCAACAUACACCUGUUCCCAUGGUUACCAUCUAGAGGGAGACAACCAGCUCAUGUGUAACACUUCAGGACAAUGGGAGGGAACUGUUCCCAUCUGCAAGUGCGAUCCUCCUGCUGAAAUAGCCAAUGGUUCCUAUGUGAUGUCAUCCAAUGGUGGACAUGUGACCUACUCAUGUGACCAGGGAUACACUGUGGCUGGUUCCCAAUCUAGGACCUGUGCAAGUAAUGGAACCGGCUGGUCCAACAGUGAACCCUCAUGUGUGAGAUGUGACGAUUUUAGCCCCCCUGCUGGUGUAACAACAAGUACAGUGACAGAUGGGUCAGAGACGAAGCUACUAUUUACAUGUGGCCUAUUGUACAGUCUUGGAGGGACUGCAGUUGCAAGAUGUCUUCCAAAUGGCACCUGGGACAUACCUGCAACUCCAAUGUGUGUGUCAUGUGAGCCAUUAACCAACGUGACCAAUGGAAUGAUGUCAUAUACCACUAAUGGUACAAGUACUGCAGUAUCCAUUGAGUGUGGUACUGGUUUUACCCUCAGUGGAAAACUCGAGCUGGAAUGUGGAGCAGACGGCACUUGGAGCUCACAGCUGCCUUACUGUGUGUCUUGCCCAACAAUGAGUGACAUUCUCAAUGGAAAGAUUGCCAUGACCACCAAUGGUAGUGUCACCAUGGCAAUCUACAGCUGUGAGAGGGGUUAUACACUGGUGGGAAGUGCAGCCUUGUCAUGUAGAGCUACUGGGACAUGGAGUGGACCUGCACCCACAUGUGUGUGCUCCACUUUUGCCCAGCCUGCGAAUGGUGCAGUGCAGAUAUCAUCCAACGGUAGUGUGGCCUUGUACACGUGUGGGGAAGGAUACACGUUGAAGGGAGGGAACCAGCAGGAAUGUGGAACCGUUGCAAGUCAGCUAGUUGGGAACACUCCACCAACAUGUGUUGCCUGUGCCAUGUUGAACAGUACAACAAACUAUGUGUUGAGCACAAAUGGUUCUACAACCAGCGCUAUCUUCCAAUGUGGGGCCAACUACACCAUGGUUGGACAGAGUUCUUCACAGUGUAGGAGUGAUGGCACUUGGUCUAAUACCCCACCCACUUGUGUGACCUGCCCAGCACUGACCAUCACCACUGGUCUCCAGGUGACCAGAGUGUCCGAAGCUUACCGAAGUGUGGCCCACUUCUCCUGCAAGGGAGGCUACACACUGCUAGGGGCAGCAACUCUGACUUGUCUCACUGACAGGACCUGGGAUGCUGUACAACCUGCUUGUGUGAAAUGUCCUGGUUUGACCAAUCCUACCAGUGGAGCGGUCAACAUGACAACAGAUGGCUUGACCUCCAUAGCAACAUACACUUGUUCCCACGGUUACCAUCUAGAGGGAGACAACCAGCUCAUGUGUAACACUUCAGGACAAUGGGAGGGAACUGUUCCUGUCUGCAAGUGCGAUCUUCCUGCUAGAAUAGCCAAUGGUUCCUAUGUGAUGUCAUCCAAUGGUGGUCAUGUGACCUACUCAUGUGACCAGGAAAACACUAUGGCUGGUUCCCAAUCUAGGAUCUGUGCAAGUGAUGGAACUGGCUGGUCAGACAGUGAACCCUCAUGUGUGAGAUGUGAAAAUUUUAGUCCCCCUGCUGGUGUAACAACAAGUACAGUGACAAAUGGUUCAAUGACACAAAUACUAUUUACAUGCGGAAUAGCAUUCAGUCUUGGAGGGACUGCAGUUGCAAGAUGUCUUCCAAACGGCACCUGGGACAUACCGGCUACUCCAAAGUGUGUGUCAUGUGAGCCAUUAACCAACGUUACCAAUGGAAUGAUGUCAUAUACCACUAACGGUACAAGUACUUCAGUGUCCAUUGAGUGUGGUACUGGUUUUACCCUCAGUGGAAAACUCGAGCUGGAAUGUGGAGCAGACGGCACUUGGAGCUCACAGCUACCUCAGUGUGGUAACCAUGGAAAUAGUUUCUCAUAAAUAAUACCAUAUUGUAAUAUAUGCAGUUCAGAUGUUGUUGUUUUAUCUAAGUUUUAAUUGACUUGUUUGUUUAAAUAGUUACCCUUCAAGUGUACAACUUUGAUUCUUGUCCUGUUACAUCACUUCCAUAACAUAUU
Dreissena polymorpha is the source of this 3029-nucleotide messenger RNA. RefSeq names its product sushi, von Willebrand factor type A, EGF and pentraxin domain-containing protein 1-like. The transcript is spliced from 18 exons. The record is from RefSeq and is a predicted model, not a curated record. The coding region runs from base 1 to 2892 and encodes 963 amino acids. Lineage: Eukaryota; Metazoa; Mollusca; Bivalvia; Myida; Dreissenidae.